This is a messenger RNA of Otolemur garnettii (small-eared galago), 954 nucleotides long. It is a transcript of the gene TMEM215, whose product is annotated as transmembrane protein 215. The coding region runs from base 247 to 954 and encodes 235 amino acids. The transcript is spliced from 2 exons. Lineage: Eukaryota; Metazoa; Chordata; Mammalia; Primates; Galagidae. The record is from RefSeq and is a predicted model, not a curated record.
GGGACCGACGGGCGCUGCUGGGAAGACACUCUCCCACGUCCCACCUCCUGGAUGCAGACUCAGUGGGGAAAACCAAGCUUUCCUCCCAGAACCAAGGGAGAGAGCCAGGGGACAACUGCUGUGGAGAUUUCUGAGGAGACUCAGACUGACCUCUUUGCCCACUCCCCGGAGACGGCAGCAGCCCUCAGAAGAGAGGAAGCCUACUCCCGGGCCAGCAAGCAGCCCCCGACCUGGAUGGAGUGAAAGAUGCGUCCUGAUGACAUUAACCCGAGGACUGGACUGGUGGUGGCCCUGGUCAGCGUCUUCCUGGUCUUUGGCUUUAUGUUCACUGUCUCUGGGAUGAAAGGGGAGACGCUGGGAAACAUCCCCCUCCUAGCUAUCGGGCCCGCCAUCUGCCUACCAGGCAUUGCGGCCAUUGCCCUGGCCAGGAAAACCGAGGGAUGCACCAAGUGGCCGGAUAACGAGCUGCUGUGGGUCCGCAAAUUGCCCUGUUUCCGAAAACCCAAGGACAAGGAGGUGGUGGAACUGCUGAGGACCCCUUCAGACCUGGAGUCGGGCAAGGGGAGCUCAGACGAGCUGGCUAAGAAGGCGGGCCUCAGGGGAAAGCUUCCCCAACAGGGGCAGGGUGAGGUCCCUCUGGCCAGCUCCAUCACCAGCCCCACACGCACGGAGGAAGGAGAAUGCCAGAGUCUAGUCCAGAGCGGACUUCCGGAGGAGACGUCCAGAUACCUGGACGGCUACUGCCCCUCGGGCAGUUCCCUUGCCUACAGUGCCUUAGAUGCUAAGUGCUCAGCCUGGGACAGAUCCGACUGCCCUGAGCCCGAGGACAGUAUCUUUUUUGUGCCCCAAGACAGUGUCAUCGUUUGCUCCUACAAGCAGAACAGCCCCUAUGACAGAUACUGUUGUUACAUCAAUCAGAUCCAAGGAAGAUGGGACCAUGAGACGAUAGUCUAA